AUGAACAAUGGAGAGAAGAUAGAGGCUGCUAAUAGAAAGAAAGAAGAAGGCAAUCUGCUAUACAAAACUCAAAAGUACGAGCGAGCAGCAAAGAAAUAUAAUAAGGCUGCAGAAUGUAUUGAAAAUGGCAAAUUUGAAGGUGGUGACGAAAAGCAAGUCAAGGCUUUGAGAGUAUCUUGCUUCUUGAAUGGUGCAGCCUGUAGUCUAAAACUAAAGAAUUUUCUGGAAACUAUCGUUCUAUGUUCGGAGGUGUUAGAUAUUGAGUUCCAAAAUGUGAAAGCUCUAUAUAGGCGAGCACAAUCCUAUAUUGAGGUGGGAGAUUUGAUUUCAGCAGAAAUGGAUAUAAAUAGGGCUUUGGAGGCUGAUCCUGAGAAUCGGGAAGUGAAGUCUCUUUACAAGGCGAUGAAACUCUCUAAAGCUGAGAGCGACAGAAGAGACGCUAAGUUGUAUGCAAACAUGUUUGCACUAUCUAAAGUAAGAACUCACUUUCCAUGA
Molecule: messenger RNA, 495 nt
Organism: Arabidopsis thaliana (thale cress)
Lineage: Eukaryota; Viridiplantae; Streptophyta; Magnoliopsida; Brassicales; Brassicaceae
Gene: TPR6
Product: Tetratricopeptide repeat (TPR)-like superfamily protein
Exons: 4
Coding region: 1-495 (164 amino acids)
Molecular function (GO): peptidyl-prolyl cis-trans isomerase activity
Source: RefSeq, marked reviewed